GGCAGGAAAAGAGGAGGAGAAGGGGGAAAGAGAAAACAGUCAAAAGCCCUGGGAGAGGGGAGAGGCGGUUCAGUGAAGAACAGGAGCGGUGAACUGGACGAGCAGAACCACUUCAUCCGACUCGAGUGACUUUCCACUGUGAGUCUGUAACGAUCACAACGACUCGUUAACGAUUUACUGCCGACUUACUGCCGACUUACUGCCGAUUCACUGCAGACAGGUCCCAGCUGCUCUACAGUAUAUGUGUGUGUAUGAUGAUGGCCAUGCGGUCGUCCUCUGUGUUCGGUGUGGUGUGUGUAUUGGCCAUGUGGUUGUGUAUGAGUGUAUGUGAGCCCGUCAGUUUGCGUCUUUCUGGAGAGAAGCGUAAACACUACGAGGGCCGAGUGGAGCUGUAUUAUAGCGGAGCGUGGGGGACGGUGUGUGACGACGACUUCGACAUCAACGCUGCACACGUGGUGUGUAGACAGCUCGGUUACCUCGGUGCUGUCUCUUGGUUUCCAUCUGCUAAAUACGGCAAAGGAGAAGGUCCUAUCUGGUUGGAUAAUGUACACUGUACAGGGAGGGAGGCAUCGAUCUCUGACUGUCACUCAAACGGGUUUGGAGUUUCAGACUGUAAACACUCGGAGGACGUCGGAGUCGUCUGUACACAAAAACGCAUCCCAGGAUUCAAAUACAUCAGCACUGGCAGCAGCGAUAUGGAGACUCUGGAUGCGCGAGUAGAGGACGUGCGUAUCAGAGCCACCUAUUCCAACCGUAAGCGUGUUCCAAUCACAGAGGGCUUUGUGGAAGUGAAGGAUGAGGGAAAAUGGAGGCAGAUCUGUGAUGAGAGCUGGACUCCACAAAACAGCCGUGUAGUGUGUGGCAUGUACGGCUUCCCUGGAGUGAAGGGCUUCAAGGCUAAAACCUACAAGCUUCUUUCUCAGCGCAGGAGGAAGGACUACUUUGGUUUUUCGGUGAACUGCACAGGAAAUGAAGCUCAUCUGCCCGAGUGUAGGAUGGGCAAAGCACUGAAAGUGGAGAAAAAUCUGAAUGCCACGUGCGCCAAUGGAAUGCCUGCCGUGGUCAGCUGUGUUCCUGGAAGAGCCUUCGCACCCACACAGUCCUCAGGAUUCAGAAAGGCCUACAGAGCAGAGCAACCCCUGGUGCGUCUACGUGGAGGAGGGAAGUUGGGUGAAGGUCGAGUGGAAGUGCUGAAGAACGGCAUUUGGGGAACAGUGUGUGAUGAUAACUGGAACAUGAAAGCUGCCAGUGUGGUGUGUCGAGAGUUGGGCUUUGGCACUGCUAAAGAAGCUCUGACUGGGGCACGAAUGGGGCAAGGAAUGGGCCCGGUGCACAUGAACGAGGUGGAGUGCUCAGGGUUCGAGAAGUCUCUGACUGAGUGUCACUUUAACAGAGAAGCUCUGGGCUGCAGUCAUGAGGAGGAUGCAGCUGUGAAGUGUAACGUCCCUGCCAUGGGCUUCCACAACAGGCUGCGUCUGAGCGGAGGCAGGAACCCGUACGAGGGCCGCGUGGAGGUGCUGGCGGAGAGGAACGGCUCGAUGGUGUGGGGAACGGUGUGCAGUGACAGCUGGGGAAUCAUGGAGGCCAUGGUGGUGUGCAGACAGCUCGGAUAUGGCUUUGCUAACCACGCCUUCCAGGAGACGUGGUACUGGCAGGGUGAGGUCAGUGCUGAUGCUGUAGUGAUGAGUGGAGUUCGGUGUUCAGGUACCGAGAUGAGUCUGGCUCAGUGUCUCCAUCACGGGAAACACAUCAACUGCCCCAGAGGAGGAGGAAGAUUCGCUGCUGGAGUCUCCUGCACUGAGAGUGCCCCGGACCUGGUGCUAAACGCAGAGGUCGUUCAACACACCACGUAUCUGGAGGAACGGCCGAUGUACGCCCUGCAGUGCGCUCAUGAGGAGAAGUGUCUCUCCGACAGCGCCAACACGGCAGACCCGUCCUCGUCCCGACGACUGCUGCGCUUCUCCUCUCAGAUCCACAACAACGGCCACAGCGACUUCAGACCCCGCGCCGGACCCCACGCCUGGGUGUGGCACGACUGUCACAGGCACUACCACAGCAUGGAGGUUUUCACUCACUACGACCUUCUGAGUAUGAACGGCACUAAAGUGGCUGAAGGGCACAAAGCCAGCUUCUGCCUGGAGGACAGUGAGUGUGAUGAAGGUAUACAGAAGCGUUAUGCGUGUGCUAAUUUCGGUGCUCAGGGGAUCACAGUUGGCUGCUGGGACACAUACAGACACGACAUCGAUUGCCAGUGGAUCGACAUCACUGACGUCAAACCAGGAGAUUAUAUAUUCCAGGUUGUAAUUAACCCUAAUUAUGAAGUAGCUGAGUCUGAUUACACCAAUAACAUCAUGAAGUGUAAAUGUCGCUAUGAUGGAUAUCGGAUCUGGACCUAUAACUGCCAAACAGGUGGCUCUCGGAGUUCGGAUGUUGAUGAAUUUACAGGAAUAAUGACCAAUCAGCUUCAGCGCAGGUAGGAAAAUAGCCAAAGAGAGGAAAGUGAAGAGUGGAGUGGAGCCCAGUCGGACUUCUAACACGAGAACCAACCACUAGAGGACGGAUGCUGACGUGACCAUCUUGCACCUAUUGUUAUAUUGUCUACUGUCUAGAAGAUGUGAUGUCUAUCGUUACAUGCCGCCUUCAGUACAGCUCUAUACCUGUAUCACAAAUGACACGCAACCAACAGAGAACAGCACAGGAAACCCAGCUUCUCGUCUUAAUAGUAAUUUAUUGUAGUAGGUAAUGUAGUGAGGCAAAAUAAUGAGCUCUAAAAUGCCUGUUAGCUUAGUAUGUAAUAGAUUUGUUUAUUUUUGAUAGAAUGCUAUUGGCAGAGUGGUUUCUUUCUCCGACUAACCAAAGAGUUUUGAUAUAUUUUAAAGUUCAGGCAAAAGUAAAAUGGCCACAAUGUUUACCUUAUGCCAAAUGUAGUCAAUCAGCCAUGAUAUGUUUGCUUCCUUUGUUCUGCACUGGAUCUUUAACACUAAUGUAGCUAACAAGUAAGAGAAACAGUAUGCAAACUGCUUGAAUAAAUCAUUUGUCUGGUAUUAUCAUCAGGAUCAUUUCUAACAUACAGUUCCACCUUCACACUCCUACCUCCUUCCUGAGUCUGAUGCUGGUGCUGAGUUACACCAAACUGUGCUGAGGAUUCAAAAUGGUGCUUCAAAGGUUUUUAGGUCAGUGUCAUCCUUUUGUUCAUUUUGUAUAGAUACUAGUCUGUCAUACAGUGUCAGAAACCACAAAAAGUCUGUUUGAGACCCUCGACAAAAUCAUUCGAUGUGAGUGUAAUGAUUAACACAUGCAGGAAACACAAAACUAGCCGCUAUAUAACUAGCCACUAUAAUGCUACACUCAAAUGCUGUUCUGUUUUCAUCAUGUUUAUGAGCAGACUCCAGAUGAACAGACCACUAUUGUGUUGUUCAACCUGUUGAAAGUAAAAAAAGACACAAAUUGUUUCACAAUAUAGCUGACUUUUGUUAUAUGUUGUUCAAAUAAAAGACUUAACAGCUGUGUACUAGCUAGCUAAUUCUUAGCCACGCCCAUUAGCUAGUCAAGAUGAGAGGUUUGUGUUCACCUUCAUUUGUUUUGAACAUACUGAAACCUUUCCUUACUUGUUAGCUGAUUAGACUUGUAGCUCCAGUGCAAAUAAAUAAAUAAUGAGUUAUACUGAUCGCAUACACAAACAGUUAUGCUAAGGUAGCUGUAAUGGUGGCACAUUUAAGGCUACAAGAUGUUUUACUCAAGGCUCCCAAUCUUUACUUUCCACUCACUCCCUUCAAAUUAGGAGAUAUGUACUGUACUGAAUACAACUAUCACUUGAAAUUAGGCAUGUGCCAAUAUUACAGUUCCAUAUUGCGAUAAUUGUUUUAUAAGGGUAAUGGUAUUAUCGUCAGCUAUUUUCUGAAAACAACAACAGUACCACUUCUGUCUUAAUGGCUAGCAUGUAUAAACACAGUUAGCUCUUAUAGCAAAAGCUCACAACCUCAGCUAACUAACAUUACUAAUUUUAGCUAGCUAGUUACGCAUUCUCUCCAUUAUACUGCAUUAUAUUAGCUAGCUAAAUGGGAACAACUUUUGGCAAUAUAUGAACCAAUACUUUAAUCAAGAUUUGCGGCACAUGCCUACUUGAAAAACUGUAAUGUCUACUUUCUGUACUCAAAUGACAUCACGCCAUGCCAAUGCCAAUGCCAUGCCGCAAGCAAUAUGUAGCGCUUUUGCAUAUUACUUUCAUAUUUACAGCUUGUAUUGCAUGUUUUUAUAAAAUUCUGCAGAUUUUAUAAGAACAGUUGCUCAGCAAUGGUACCAUUUUCCACUCAUUCAGCUUCUUUGGCUAAAUAGACAAUUCAUCAAGCAUGCCAUGUAAUUUAUUCCUACCAGUCAGGGAUUUUUUUUGUUUGUUUGUUUAUUUUGUUAAUUAUACUAGAUCUAGCAAUGUGGAACUAAAAACUUGUUGCUGUUUUGUGAACUUGUGCCCUCCGUUUUAUGAGGGCAUUUACAGCCAUUCGAGUGGUUAACACAUCACCAUGUGUUUACUGUUGAAUGUAUGAUUCACAUUGUGCCUUGUUUUACAAUAAAAAACAUAUUUAUGAGUCA
Messenger RNA from Pangasianodon hypophthalmus (striped catfish), 4590 nucleotides. RefSeq names its product lysyl oxidase-like 2a (gene loxl2a). Gene Ontology annotation, biological process: peptidyl-lysine oxidation; sprouting angiogenesis. The coding region runs from base 252 to 2477 and encodes 741 amino acids. Gene Ontology annotation, cellular component: membrane. Lineage: Eukaryota; Metazoa; Chordata; Actinopteri; Siluriformes; Pangasiidae. Gene Ontology annotation, molecular function: protein-lysine 6-oxidase activity; copper ion binding. The record is from RefSeq and is a predicted model, not a curated record. The transcript is spliced from 14 exons.